UGGGGAUGGGUUUGGCUUCUGUUACUGCAGUUAGAACUUGCUGGCCGCCCCUGCUCUUGCCCCCAGCCAACGCCGUCCGCCGCAGCUGCGAAAGUGUCUCGGCAGGCGGCGGCAGCCUAGGUAACGAUGGCCGUGUCCGGCGAGAAGCGGCCUCCGCCGCCGACCCCGGCCUCCGGUGGUAUGGCGACGAAGGUUAUCCUAGCUCUGUCUGUGUUCUUAUCGGCGCUGCUGUACAAGCAGAUUCAGUCGCCGCCACCAAAGAUCCCCGGCUCGCCGGGCGGCCCUCCGGUCACGGCACCCAGAACAAGGCUCAGUGACGGCAGGCACUUGGCUUACCUUGAAUCCGGCGUCCCCAAGGAGAAGGCCAAGCACAAGAUCAUCUUUGUUCAUGGAUUCGACUCCUGCAAAUACGACGCGCUCCUGAUUUCCACGGAGCUGGCACAAGAGCUGGGCAUCUACCUGCUCUCCUUCGACCGGCCCGGCUACGCCGAGAGCGACCCGCACCCGGCCCGGACGGAGAAGAGCAUCGCCCUUGACAUCGCGGAGCUCGCCGACAACUUGCAGCUGGGGCCCAAGUUCCAUCUCAUCGGCUUCUCCAUGGGCGGCGAGAUCAUGUGGAGCUGCCUCAAGUACAUCCCACACAGGCUCUUAGGAGUGGCCAUUCUUGGCCCGGUGGGCAACUACUGGUGGUCCGGCUUGCCGUCGAACGUGUCGUGGGACGCCUGGUACCAGCAGCUCCCACAGGAUCAGUGGGCAGUUUGGGUCUCCCAUCAUUUGCCCUGGCUGACCUACUGGUGGAACAGCCAGAAGCUCUUCCCGUCCUCCAGCGUCAUCGCCUACAAUCCGGCUCUCCUAUCUGAAGAAGACAAGCUGAUCAUCCCAAAGUUCGCCUACAGAACUUACAUGCCGCAGAUCAGGCAGCAGGGGGAGCACGAGUGCCUGCACCGCGACAUGAAGGUCGGGUUCGGGAAGUGGAGCUGGAGCCCCCUGCAGCUGGAGAACCCGUUCGCCACCGACGGCCAGGGGAAGGUGCAUUUGUGGCACGGCGCCGAGGACCUCAUCGUGCCUGUCAGUCUGUCGAGGUACAUCAGCGAGAAGCUGCCGUGGGUCGUCUACCACGAGCUUCCCAGGUCCGGCCAUCUCUUCCCGAUCGCCGACGGGAUGGGCGACGUCAUUGUCAGGUCCCUGCUGCUCGGAGAUGAUGAUCAGUGAUCGGCCUGGGUUGAUCUCCAUAUGGAUUCACCGGCGUAUCGUGUACUCCAUUCGCGUAAUACGGUUCAUUUCUGUACCGCAAAUCCUUGUAGGUACACACUACUACGUACUGCCGUAGUGCCAUAAAGGUGAGUGACACACUGGCACUGCAGCAUCCACCGUGUAGUUAGGUAGCCGCUCUGGUCAUGUGCACUAAAUAAGAACUUCCUGAUAAUAAUAUCGCAGGAGGGGGUGAUGUACAACAACAACGCUGCACCGUUCUCACAUUUAAGACAUGCCGUUCUGGGUUCGUUGCACCUGGAACAACACA
Phragmites australis (common reed) is the source of this 1522-nucleotide messenger RNA. RefSeq lists its product as uncharacterized. The record is from RefSeq and is a predicted model, not a curated record. NCBI's taxonomy places the organism in Eukaryota, Viridiplantae, Streptophyta, Magnoliopsida, Poales, Poaceae. The transcript is spliced from 5 exons. The coding region runs from base 127 to 1212 and encodes 361 amino acids.